Messenger RNA from Symbiodinium necroappetens, 619 nucleotides. Lineage: Eukaryota; Dinophyceae; Suessiales; Symbiodiniaceae. The record is from the annotation of a GenBank genome assembly.
GUUGGCCGAGCUGCCAGGGCAGCUGAAAGCCUUUCGGAUACAAGAUGCCGCAUGCUACUGCUGUGCACACGGCCACCGUCAUCCAAAGACGGGGGCAAAGAUUCCGUGUGAUCGAGAGUACGUGUACUGGAUGAUUCGAAGGUGGUUUCAUGAUCCAGAAGCUCCGGCGGAGUCGAACCUGGAUUCGUUCAAUGCAAUGGUGAGAGAGCAGCUGGCACCUGUGGUGCUCAAGCAUGCAGGUGGGAGCACGCUGCCUUUGAGCUACGCUCUGUACGCCUGUGCCGCCUGCAACCUGCCCUGGCUCAUUGACUACAUUCCCUGGUGGUGGGCUGCUGUGGAUUCAGGAGAGAAAACUGGCAUUGCAUUUUUUUUGUGGUUCCUCCGCGCCCUGAUGCUGUACCUGUACCACGCUCUUCUGCAGCUGGCAAUGAUGCGCAUUUGCACGAUGAUGUGGAAAGCCUUGCUGCCACUGGCCGACCGAAUCUGGCGUGUUGUAUUGACAACGGUGCAGAUUGUUAUCAUGCUCGUCAUUGCGAUGGUUUUCUGGCUGGCGUUUCGCAUUGUGUACCAGGUCACAGACAGCACGAGUUUGCUGCCUUCCGUGCCUUUUUUCGCUGUC